AUGGGGUACUUGACAAUAAAAGAUUUCGAAGGUAUGGAUAUCUCAAGUAAUGAACGCAUUGAUGAUUUAUGCGCUGUUGUUCAAAUUGCUACUAUAAAGUAUGAGGAAGAAAAAUUUAAGGAAUCACAAUCUUCUAAACGAAAAAGAUUGAUCAAGGAAAAGGCUUUAAAGAAACCCAUGACCAUGCCUAUGGCCGGCUUCAAGAAACAAGGGUUUGAUGGAGAAACAAUCAUGGCUGCUGCACAAGUUCAAAGCUUAAAGAAUGAUUUGAAAAAAAUAUAUGAGAGCGGGGAGGAGGACAUCGAAUUCAAGAUAAACAAGAAGUCAAAAUAUAAUAAUAAAGAAUCCACAUCUUGUAGAUGUGAGAAAGGGCAGAAGUCGAAUUGCCCCCCCUUGCCAAACCCACCGCCGGACUUGCCCGAAGAAGUCAAUAAUCGUAUAAAGGCAGUUGAUGGAACUGAGGUGAUUAUGGUAAUACAAAAACACCUCACCAACACUGACCUAGAUCGAGACAAAUGUCGGGUGUCCAUACCCUUUGGGAAGAUCAAUAGGGAUUUCUUGAGAGAGAGAGAGAAAGAUCUUCUUGACCAACAAAUCUCAUUGGAAGUGCCAUUCUACGAGCCCUCGCAUAAGGUGAGUAAAAUGAUUUUGAGGCAGUGGGACAUGGGCAAAGGCUCAGGGAAAAGCAGCUCCAUGUACGCGCUGAGGACACACUGGAAUGCUGUCGUCGAAGCGAAUGGUCUCAAGGAAAAAGAUGUGAUCCAAGUUUGGUCCUUCCGAGUUGGCGAUGAACAAAAACUUUGCCUGGCUCUUGUGGUGGUUAGUAGGGUACGAGAUCUUGAUGGCCAUGGCCGGAGCAAAAUGAGUGACAACGUACGAGGGAGCAAGUAG
Messenger RNA from Corylus avellana, 891 nucleotides. The record is from RefSeq and is a predicted model, not a curated record. Lineage: Eukaryota; Viridiplantae; Streptophyta; Magnoliopsida; Fagales; Betulaceae.